This is a messenger RNA of Branchiostoma belcheri (Belcher's lancelet), 568 nucleotides long. RefSeq names its product nuclear cap-binding protein subunit 1-A-like. The record is from RefSeq and is a predicted model, not a curated record. Gene Ontology annotation, biological process: mRNA export from nucleus; nuclear-transcribed mRNA catabolic process, nonsense-mediated decay; regulation of mRNA processing. The transcript is spliced from 4 exons. Gene Ontology annotation, molecular function: protein binding; RNA cap binding; mRNA binding. NCBI's taxonomy places the organism in Eukaryota, Metazoa, Chordata, Leptocardii, Amphioxiformes, Branchiostomatidae. Gene Ontology annotation, cellular component: nucleus; nuclear cap binding complex. Bases 134 to 568 code for a protein of 144 amino acids.
CACAAACAGCCGCCUAGGAGCGCUUUUGACACGCUGCGCAGAUCCCGCGCGCAGGAACACACCGCCAUAUGCUUGGGAGAGAGUUUCGACCAGGAAAAUCCUUGCCGUCCUCCGAAGCCUCGUGAAAACAACAAUGUCUCGAAGAAGAAGAUACAGUGACGAUGAAGACGAAGGCCGCGGCAACAAACGUCGCCGGACCAGCGAACCGCUGGAGAUCGAGGACAGACUGGAGUCCCUCAUCACUCGUGUGGGGGAGAAGAGCACAUCAUCAUUAGAAUCUAACCUGGAAGGACUGGCUAGUGUGCUGGAGGCCGACCUGCCAAACUACAAGGCCAAGAUCCUCAAGAUUCUUGUUGACUGUGCCGUACAACUGCCAGAGAAGCUGUCUGUAUACACCACACUUGUUGGCCUGCUCAACGCUCGCAACUACAACUUUGGGGGCGAGGUAAGGAGUCAAAAGUUGAAUGGUGUUUUGAAUUCGGGUAACAGUAUGCAAAAUACUAUUGCUGAGGACAAAACCUACCUUUUCUUGGCAGUUACGAUCAGUACAUGUGUAAACAAAUUGUAG